GGACCAGCCAGUGAGUUCCUCGCAGUAACGACGGGGUCUGUCCGGAGCCGGGGAGGUCACGGAGGGCGCGGAGCUGCAUGUAUGAGACAGCUCCAUGGGCGUGAAGGACCAUCGGGAGGAUAGUACGGGCCACAUCCUUAGCCUGGGGCUGGAUCUGGACUACCUCCACGUGGAAGGCACUGAGCGGCAGGCAGGGCUGGAUGCUGUGACGGGUGACGGGGAUGCAGAGGUCAAAGCCGGCGCCACGGGUAAGAGCAUCGGAGGAAGCAGCACGAGUUUCAGCACCAUUUCCAGCUGCAGCAGCAGCUGCAGUAUCUUCUCCGACAGCGACGACGAGCGACCCCACCAUGGGUCCGCUUCCGAAGCUCCAAACCCACAGCGCCAAGAGGCCUCCCCAGUCAUUCAGAUGGUCAGGCUGGACCUGGCCCUGAAUCAAUCUCCUGGAGACCCCCAGGUGCCGCAGGCGUCGCCUCCCGCCGACCCCCUCACGCACUACCGCGCCAAGGUGGAGUUCGCCCUCAAGCUGGGCUACGCCGAGGACCUGGUGCUGCUGGUGCUGAGGAAACUGGGCCCGGACGCACUCAUCAACGACGUCCUGGGCGAGCUAGUCAAACUGGGAACCAAGACGGAGGGGGAGCAACAGGGACCUUCCGCUGUCUCUCGGUCCCCCUCCUCGUCCUCUUUGUCGUCUUCUUUGUCGUCUUCUUUGUCGUCCUCGUCGGCCUGCUUCUCUUCCUCCUCCAGCUCCUCUCUUGACUCCUGCCGGCUGCUGUGUCCCUCCCAGCUGCCGGAGGAGAAAGACAACCUGCGGCCCGUGGUGGUGGACGGGAGCAACGUGGCCAUGAGUCAUGGAAACAAGGAAUUGUUCUCCUGCCAAGGCAUCCAAUUGGCUGUUGAUUGGUUCUUGGACCGAGGUCACCGUGACAUCACAGUUUUCGUUCCGGCCUGGAGGAAAGAGCAGUCCCGCCCUGACGCCCUCAUCACAGACCAGGAGAUCCUACGGCGACUGGAGAAGGAGAAGAUCCUGGUCUUCACUCCAUCGCGUCGCGUUCAGGGACGCCGUGUGGUUUGCUACGACGACCGUUUCAUCGUCAAACUGGCCUACGAGUCGGAAGGCAUCAUCGUCUCCAACGAUAACUACCGGGACCUCGCCAACGAGAAACCCGAGUGGAAGAAGUUCAUCGACGAGCGGCUGCUGAUGUACUCCUUCGUGAACGACAAAUUCAUGCCACCAGAUGACCCACUCGGACGGCAUGGACCCAGUCUGGAGAACUUCCUGAGGAAGCGGCCAAUCGUUGCUGAAAACAGGAAGCAGCCAUGUCCUUAUGGGAAGAAGUGCACAUAUGGCCACAAGUGCAAAUUUUACCACCCUGAAAGGGGCAGCCAGCCGCUGCGCGCCGUGGCGGAUGAACUCCGUGCCAGCGCCAAAAUGUCAUCUGUGGCCUCCAGAGGUAGGCUGGAAGACGCCUUGAUGUCGAAGAGACAAGAAGAAGGACCGGCUGAGGCCGAGCGAAGUCAGAGCACUCCAAAGAAGCAGCCGAACCCCAGCCGUCACACCUCUUUCACCGACCUCCUUGAGGACAGGCUUCGGAUGCAGACCAGAGCGGAGGGACGCAGGGGGAGCAACAGCAGCGGCAGUAGCUGUGGCAGCAGCUUUCUGGGGUAUCCGACUUCUGGCGGACCUCCUUCAUCCGGAAGCUUUGACCGAUGGGAGAACGUGGGGGGAAACGGUGGAGGCGUCUCCAGGGCUGUCGGAGCCUCUGGGCCGAGCCAGGCGGAAACCUACCACAGAUGCGAGUCUCCAGAGCCGGGCUACGGCUCGCUGACGAAGGCAUACUCCAGUCUCGGUCUAGUUGUUCCACAGAGUCCGGAGUGCUCCCUCCCGGCAGAUCUGCGAGCUGGAUCUCGGCUGUCGGACUCCAGCAGCGAAGGCAGCACGGACUCUUUCUCCCCGGACAUGUUGUUGGACGAUGGCCCCAAGUGCCGUCAUUACCACCACCAUCCACCCCACCACCAUCACUGCUCUGGGCAGUACGCCCACCCUGUGGGACGUGUUCCUCCCGGACUGGGCCACCACACUCAUCAGGGUUACCCGGUCCGUCUGCGGAGAGAACCUGGUUUUGGCUUUGAAGACCCUCCAGCUUCUGUUCCCUCUCGUGUACCUACACCUCCCUUCAAGUCCCCCUCGGCUUACCAUCCACCACAGCUUCAGCACCCAUUGCUGAGUGGCUUCCCGGGGGAGUUCUCCCCUCGACCACCUCAAGCAUCCGUUGCUCACUCCCACUCUCAAAGCUCCCCGCAUGGCCACAAUUCUAUGGGCUCCCUUUGGCAGGAAGGUGGGCUUCAGGACUCCCAAGUGUACAAAGGGUCUCCACUUCAUUCCCAAAUAAACCACUCAGGGCUAAACCAACGACCACAACCUCUGGCAAGCUGGGACCCCCAUUACCAGCAGUCCUCAAAGCCUCGCUACGAUCCGUACGCCUUCCAGCGCCUCCCGGAAGUCCUCGAGAAGGCCUGGCACACUCCUUGGGGACGGCAAACCCAUUCACCUCCCCGUGGUCUUUCGGCAUUGAGUCAUUCACCGCUUCCCCAGCUGUCCCUUCUCCCCGUCACGGCCCACAAAGGCUACCUGACCCCAGCGGUCCAGCACCAGGAGCCCCCCACCUUGGGUCGAUACCAGGACCUCAGAGAGCGGGUGUUUGUUAACUUGUGCCGUAUCUUCCCUCCUGAUUUGGUGAGGAUGGUGAUGAUCAGGAACCCCCAUGUGGUGGAUGCCCAGGAGCUCGCGGCUGGGAUCCUGAUGGAGAAAUCACAGCUCGGUUCUUGAAGGCCUGAAUUGUGAAGCUGCAGCUUCGGGUCGGAGAUACGCAAACCAAAAGCACAAUAAAUACAGCUGUUAGGCACUGCUUAAUUUUAUUGCAGGGAGGUUGCCUCAUUAAUUUUAAUGGUAUCUUUGUAAAGGGAAAUCCCCAAAUUGCCAUAUUUUUGCUAUGAAUAUGCCUGCUAUUACAGCACUUAAGAUCAGGAGAGGUUGGAGCUUGAGCUUUGAAUCAAGACACCAGGCUUUUGGUGUGUUUCA
This is a messenger RNA of Pungitius pungitius (ninespine stickleback), 3079 nucleotides long. Its product is annotated as probable ribonuclease ZC3H12C. Lineage: Eukaryota; Metazoa; Chordata; Actinopteri; Perciformes; Gasterosteidae. Bases 95 to 2827 code for a protein of 910 amino acids. The record is from RefSeq and is a predicted model, not a curated record. The transcript has 5 exons. Gene Ontology annotation, molecular function: metal ion binding; RNA endonuclease activity; mRNA binding. Gene Ontology annotation, cellular component: cytoplasmic ribonucleoprotein granule; nucleus.